Molecule: messenger RNA, 507 nt
Organism: Exserohilum turcica Et28A
Lineage: Eukaryota; Fungi; Ascomycota; Dothideomycetes; Pleosporales; Pleosporaceae
Exons: 2
Source: RefSeq, a predicted model, not a curated record
AUGAUACGCCCUACAAUAUCCCUUCGCCACCCUCUCCCGAAACCCCUCUUCACACCAUGUACCCAGCGCCGUGCCUUCUCGCUCUUCAAUUCCGGCACUCGCUCGCACCAAAACCGCAUCUUUGACCCCGUUCGCCAGCCCAACGACCUGCACACGCUGACGCUCCUCAAUGCAGCCGACAACCGCGCUCUAAUCACGUUCUGGACUGCAUCCUGGUGUGCGACGUGCCAGGCCAUCAAGCCACUGGUGCGCAGCCUGAUUGAAGAAGAGAAGGUGGGGGAAAGCGAGGGUGGACUGGGCUUUGUCGAGGUGCUUAUGGAUUCAACGUUGCUGGAGGAUUUGCCUGUGAGGUAUAGGAUAAGCAGUAUGCCGACGUUACUAGCAUUCAGCAGACAAGAAGCGCAGUUCGAUACCAGGUUGGCUCGGCCCGAGGAGAUGCGGAAUAAGGAUUUGCUGAGGCAGUGGUUAGUUAGGGAGGCGCAGCGAGGAGGGAGGAAGGGUGGCGGU